Molecule: messenger RNA, 1813 nt
Organism: Branchiostoma belcheri (Belcher's lancelet)
Lineage: Eukaryota; Metazoa; Chordata; Leptocardii; Amphioxiformes; Branchiostomatidae
Product: tripartite motif-containing protein 3-like
Exons: 1
Coding region: 5-1810 (601 amino acids)
Biological process (GO): proteasome-mediated ubiquitin-dependent protein catabolic process; negative regulation of translation; protein polyubiquitination
Molecular function (GO): translation repressor activity; zinc ion binding; protein binding
Source: RefSeq, a predicted model, not a curated record
AAUCAUGGCUGCCAUGUCACAAAGUCUGGGGGAACAAAUCCACGAAGAACUGUCCUGUAGCAUCUGCCUGGAGCUGUUCACCAGGCCCAAGGUGCUGCCCUGUCAGCACACCUUCUGUCAGGACUGUCUACAGGACCACGUCGAGGUCAGAACACCUUUGGAGUGUCCCAACUGCCGGCAACCAUUCAGCCUACCACCUGGUGGGGUCCCUGCUUUACCCGACAACCACCUUGUAGCAAGUCUGUGUGGAAGAAUCAUCAAGCAGAGUUUUCCUAGUAGUAUAGAUAAAAAGAGACAGCCAACAUCUUCAGAACAGUGCAGUUUUCACCCAGGUGAACAGCUAUCUCUGUACUGUGAGGAAUGUACCGUGCAGCUGUGUAUGACAUGUUUAGACGAGGCUCACAGGGGUCAUAGUACGAUGUCCUUGAAAAGAGCCUCCCAGGAAAGGCGGGCUUCAGUACAGACCCUGAUCGGGGAGGGGAGAGAUGUUAUAGAGACUUACUGCGGCUUGCUACGAGAUCUGAGGGACAAGGAAAAGUUCCUGACUGAUCAGAAGACGCUGACAGAGAGCAGCAUUCAUGUGGCUUUCAACCAAACAGUACAGAUGCUGACUGAAAACAGGAACGGGCUGCUGGCUAAAGUGGAACAAAGGUACACGCUGAACAUGGAGACCAUACAGGGUCAAAGAGAUGACAUUCUGUCCACAGUUUCAGAGAUAUCCGCCGCGUGUGACAAUGCUGAGGUGACAAUGCAGCAAAAGGGGAGGACGUCCUUUGACCAGGAGAUUGGUUUAAAACGGUUGGUGGGAAAGUACAAGGGUAGAGCAGGCCAACACCCUACGGAAGCCAAGGUUGCCGUGUUCCAGACAGUAGAGGUGAAGGUACCACCACUAGGAUUCGUGACUGUUCAGUCCAUCUCUCUCCCUGAUAGUCAGGGAGUCAGCAAGGAUCCGCCACGUACACAGAGCGUGAAGUUUGGCGGACGGGGAUCAGACCAGGGAAAAUUCGACAGACCACACGGUGUUACGGUGUCCAAAGAUGGCCUGGUGUUCGUAUCAGACUACGGAAACGAAAGGAUUCAAUGCUUCAACCUACAGGGCACUUUUCUCCACCAGUUCCCAACAGUCGUGUCAGUGCAGGGCGUUUUCAAAUCUCUUGUGACGGCCAAACAGAGGAUGAAGCCAGAAGAUUUGUCCAUGGACAGGGACGGUAACCUGUGGGUGGUGGGUUCCGAUAACUCCGCUGAGUAUGCCGUACAGUACAGCCCCAGAGGUAAGCUGCUGACCAAGAUCGACUUAAAGCGCACAGGACGGCAGAGAAAAAUUGCCAUUGACACAAUAAGGAACAACGUCAUUAUAACAGAAACGUCGGGCUCAAUGUCACCUCAAGGUGUCCUGUGUGUGUACAGGCCAGACGGGACACUUGAGAGAACACUGGGGGGCCAACACAAGAUGGCACGGCCGGAGUACAUAUCUGUGAACAAGGGAGGGCACAUCUUUGUCUCACACUUCAUGGCGUCCUGCGUGUACGUGUUUCGUGAGGACGGGCACAUGCUGUCUGUUUUCGGGGGCGAAGGAAGCAGGGAAGGCGAGCUGAAGUACCCAGGAGGCAUUUGUACGGACAGUUCCGGUAACAUCAUCGUGGCAGACAAGGGGAACAAGAACGUGGCAGUGUUUGACAGGACUGGGAACUUCCUGAGAUACAUCACUAGUGUGGAGGGUCGACCUGUGGCCGUUGCCAUGGCACCAAAGGGACAGCUGGUAGUGACUGACGACAUCCACAACACCGUCACCAUUCUGUACAGUUACUGACUC